Messenger RNA from Lodderomyces elongisporus, 408 nucleotides. RefSeq lists its product as uncharacterized. The coding region runs from base 1 to 408 and encodes 135 amino acids. The transcript has a single exon. The record is from RefSeq and is a predicted model, not a curated record. Lineage: Eukaryota; Fungi; Ascomycota; Pichiomycetes; Serinales; Debaryomycetaceae.
AUGAAUAGAUUAGCUGAGAAGCCAACUGAUACGAGAAGUACCCUUGUACGAAGAUACGGUAUUUUUGCUGCUGUUGCUGUCACCUUAUUCUUAAUUGGUAAGAAACACAUUGCUUACGAAAAAGACCAGCGCCACAAGAUGGAAAAUGACUCGGACUUGAACAAUUCAGAUAACGAGUUUGCCGUCAGCGUUAAAAGACCAGGGUUCCCCGAAAAUAAUCCAAAUUUAAACUAUGAUGAUGCAAGCAGGAGAAGCAAAUACGUUGGUAGUGGAGAUGCCUACAGUUCAAGAAGACCUGGUGAUCGUUUAAACUUUUAUAAUGUUUUAAAGAUGAAAUGGUUCCCCGACGACAAGGAGAAAGAGGCUCAGUACUAUACACCUUCACGAGAAGACAAGAUUGUGAAAUAA